Molecule: messenger RNA, 4590 nt
Organism: Schizosaccharomyces cryophilus OY26
Lineage: Eukaryota; Fungi; Ascomycota; Schizosaccharomycetes; Schizosaccharomycetales; Schizosaccharomycetaceae
Product: RNA-binding protein Csx1
Exons: 1
Coding region: 2260-4086 (608 amino acids)
Biological process (GO): mRNA splice site recognition
Cellular component (GO): cytosol
Molecular function (GO): mRNA binding
Source: RefSeq, a predicted model, not a curated record
GAAGCGACAAGCACUCGUUUACUAUUGCUAUAAGAACAUGCUUUCGUCAGAAAUUUCCACAAGGAUACAUUUUUUUCUAAAUUGCAUGCUUCUUUAUUUUAUAUUCAAAUGAUAAAAAUUCUCGGACUCAAAACCCAUACAUCUCGUUUUCUCAUUUGUGGUCAACCGUAACAAAUGACAUAAUUCCAUUAGCUUUCUUUCGCAAGAAAUAAGAUUGGCUCGGUCUCCACAUUUCUAGAUACCCCUUCGGCUGACUUAUAUGUUAAGGGAAAUCUUUCUUCAACAGGAGGCACGGACUCAUAGUAAACAAUGACAACUUCCCAUGGGAAAGAGGAACAAAAACAAACAAACAAACAACUAACACAAGAUAAUCAGCAGCUAAGAAACAAAUAUAAGUAAAAUUUAUAAACACUUCUAAAAUACAAUCAAAAACACGUAUUUCGAGUAUAAACUGUUGUUUGAAGAAAAAUUUAGGAACCGAAACUUUUUUCAAUUUUCAAUUUUCAUUCUCCUCAUUCUCCUCUUCUAGUGAUGUCAUCCUUUCUUCUCUGAGAAGAGCGUGCACGCAUAUUCGCAAGUUUCCCUUACGCGUUGUUUUUCUCUAUUUAACGCUGUCCGAAGCCCGUCCUUGCUCUUUACCUUUGGUUUUCUACUGUUUUACUGUUAUACCCUCCAGCGGGUUUCUUCUUUCUUUCAUCGUUUUCAUCCAAUUUUUUUUUGGUUUUUCUUUUUGAUUUAGCUGUUCACAAUAUACCCGUAUUAAAGAUAUCUUGAUCUUGGUUAUUUACAGCUAACUUGGUUUGGUGUUCAUCAAUAGUAGCGACGCGUCGUAGCUUUAUUCACGAAGUUACUUUUUGAUACAUCUCACUUCCUCUUAUUUUUUAUAAUCUACUUCGGUUUAUUUACUUGUCUUUCUAAUUCCUGUUUUAUUUGCUAUUCGUAUACUUUUCUUACUGUUUCUUCUGUACUAUUUUGGUGCCAUUUUUUCCUCCGAAUUCCUUAUUUACGAAAUAACUCGGACUUUAUAUAUCGGAGGCGUGUUAUUUUCUCUUGACACGUUCAUUCUCAUUCGCUAUUGUUGUUGACAACUUUCGGUUGCUUUCUGGGUUGUCUUAAAUUUUUGUUUGUGUUACAAUUUGCCACGCCACUCCUUCUUCCUCUAUCGUAACGUAUCGUUUGUUCUCGUUCAAAGUGUCCUCUUUUGCACUGUUUACAUAUUGUAUUACGCUGUCUUUACUCUUCGUUAUUUCAGCAAGUAUAUAAAUACACUCAGCACGCAACGUCUCUCCUUCUUGCUUUGUCCUCCCUUUUACACGUUUUCCCCCGUUUCUCCCGCUUUUUACUUGGUUUUUCUUUAGAUACACUCAGCUUUGGAGGUUUGUCAUUCCGUUGCUUCCUUUUGUGGCUGUUGUUAUUUACUGACAAACUCUUUGUGUGAUUCUCUCAAAGUCGUUUUAAAUCACAUAUCUUCUUUACUCUUUCUCAAACUACAUUAUCUUGUUAUUGGUGAAGGGUCCGUAUUGUUUUUUCUUUUUUUUGUUUCUAUAACAUUUUACUGGUCCUCGUUCGCUACCUAUUUCUCACAUUCGCAUAGUAUUUCGUCUAUCGCUAACAACCUUCAAAUAUACACAUAUAUCAAUUUAUAUCCUUCUUUCUUUUGAAGUUUCCCCUACUUUUUGAGGUUAUCUUCAAUCCCAGAUUAUUUUUCGGAUUGUCAUUUUUAUCUUGUCUUAUUCUUUCUCUGUGGAUUUUCAGUUUUCCUUUGGGUAAUUCUUUCUAGUCUGCUUUCAUCUAGGAUCUUGAGGUUUUUAUUUGCAUCUCCUUUUGCAUUUGUUCAUAUUUCUUUUUUUUCCUUUGGUUUAAAAGAUACCGUGGGUUUUCCUUUUUUGUAUUACACUUAAUUUAUCGCGGUCUUUUCUCAUUCCUUCUGUGCUAAAGCUUUGCAUUUUUGUGUUUGUUUUCCUAUAGUUUUCUUGUGAUAAUAUUAAAAACUAACAAAUCUUUGACUUGUUUGCUUUUUCAUCUUUUUCGUUUGAAAAGGUUUCUGUUUAGCUUUUUUUUUCCGUUUGACCCGUUUUGCAUCAACUUUUUGAUUGACACGGUUAUUUCGCUUUAGUUUCAUAAAAAAUUUCCUUUGUGUUUUUCUUUUUUGCGUUACACAGUCUCGCAAAUAUUCGUUUGAGUUCCGGAUAUCAUUUUAUCCCUCUUAUUGCCUUUAUCUAUAUUUGCUCUUUUCCUUUCUCUUUUUGUCGCUUGUAAAUGUCGAUUGAUUGCUUAUAUCAACGCUCUUUAUUCCAUCCCUCUUUCCUGCCUGCUAACCUGCCUUCUUCCUCUGAAGCUGUUUCAAAAAUGCCCGCUUCAUCAGGUCCUACCUUUUCAGAUUACCAGAUAGCCCCACCUUUGCUGAAACGCCCUUCUAUGGCCUCUCACUACUCAUCCGCCACCUCUCCUGUCUCGCCUAUCAGCUUUGAACCAAAGAAUAAUGACACCCUUUGGAUGGGCGAUCUCGAGAGCUGGAUGGAUGCUACAUACUUACAGCAACUCUGGGCCUCUCUUGGUGAACCUGUUAACGUGAAGGUUAUGCGUUCAAAAACUGCAUCUUCCGACGCCUUGAUUAGCUAUUGCUUUGUUCAAUUUGCUUCUUCUGCUGCCGCCGAACACGCUCUGAAGAAAUAUAGUGAUACUGUCAUUCCUGGCGCGCAUUCCCUUUUUAAGCUCAAUUGGGCUACUGGUGGGGGCAUCCAUCACGCUAACUAUGUCAAUCGAGAUCCCGAAUAUAGCGUUUUCGUUGGUGACUUACUUCCCACUACCCAGGAUUCCGAUCUCUUUUUAACUUUUCAUUCCAUCUAUCCUUCUUGUACGUCUGCGAAGAUAAUUGUUGACCCUGUUACGGGCUUAUCACGGAAAUAUGGCUUUGUUCGCUUCUCCAACGAAAAGGAGCAACAGCAUGCUCUUGUCCACAUGCAAGGUUACCUAUGUCAUGGUCGCCCUUUGCGUAUCUCUGUUGCUGCACCGAAGUCUCGUGCUUCUAUAGCCGCCGAUUCUGCGUUAGGUAUUGUUUCUAAUCCCACCUCGAACAGACAACCCAAUCAGGAUUUGUGCAGCGUUGAUCCUUUGAACACCACUGUUUUUGUCGGUGGUCUUUCGCAUGAUUUGACAGAGAAGGACUUGCAACUUUGUUUUCAAACUUUUGGCAAAAUUUUGAACAUAAAAAUUCCUUAUGGUAAAGGAUGUGGCUUUGUUCAAUACAAUGAUAAAACUUCCGCUGAGCAUGCCAUUGCUGCUUUACAAGGAGCUUUACUUGGAUCAUCACACAUGCGCCUUGCUUGGGGACAUAAUACACUCCCGGCCUCUGCUUUGGAGCGAUCCAACGACGGUGAUAUUGAAGAAACAGGUCUUUCAGCUGUUGGCCCUACCAAUGUCCCUUCUGGUAAUAUGGUUGGAACCGCUGCAAGCGGUCUGAAGGGUGCUCCAGUCUCACCUCGAAGUGCAGUUGCUGCCCAGUCUUUGCUUCCCAAUGCAAUUGUCCAUUCCUUGAAUGGAAUGGAACCUUUGAAUGUAACUCCUUUAUCGCCUCCUCCUUUGUCUCGUUCUGCUUCCAUUUCUCCGGCAUUGAGUGGUAGUGCUUCCGGUUUGACGCCUCUUUCUUCAAACUUUUCGCACCAUGGUGGUCAACAAUUACCCUCCUCAGUUUUGCAUGGCGGUAGUUUGAACACCGCUCCCAAAGCUCAGGCUAACGUAAAGCUCCCUGAAUGGUUACAGUCGUAUGCUGGGGAGAAUCAACCUUCGGCUGGAGGUCAAGAUCUUUUGGCUUCUCGCAUGUCAUCUUUAAAGCUAAUGGACGAUGAUGCUUUUGCUUACUCUGCUACUUCCGUUCCUGGACGAUCCAGCUCUUGGUAUCCUUUCAAUAAGGAACGUCAGUCUUCUAUGGUUGAUGUUUCUGGUGAAAGGGAAAAGUUUGAGUCUUUAAUGGACAAACCUAUGGUUGGUGCAGGUAUGAAGAAUCGUUUAGCCCGCCCCUAUUCCUUUGGUCCGAAUGGUUCACAAUACUUACAACCCUCUUAUCGCAUUCCUCGUGAUGUAUGAGUUUAUUGAACAUUUCUGUUGAUUCAUUUUUAGUUUUUUCUUUACUUCUAAUGGUGUUUGUAAUUUCCAUAUUUAUAAUAAUCGCUCUUUUGAAGGAAUGAUCAAUUUCCACUGUUGCUAUCCUCUGCAUUGUUAAAUUAUGAUUUCUGUUUUUUAAUUUCUUUUGAUCGAUUGAGGGUAGUUUACUUUUGGCUUUGUUGGUUUACGAUGACUAUUUUCCUAUUAUAUUAUUCCCUUUUUGAUGUUUCCCUGUUUUGUCUUAUAUUUUAUUUUGUCUUCUGUGCUGUUUCUCGUUGUAAAGUUUCAUUGUCGAUAUUUUAUCAUUACCCUUGUUUUAAGUUAUUAUCAUUACUAGCGGAAUAGGGUUUUACCUUACUUCGUCAUUUUGUUUAUUUUUUUUCUAUUCAUUUGACGUUUAUUUCGAGCUUUUCUCUUUCUUAUUGUUCAUAGAAUAAAUUACAGUGUUUAUCAUCAUGAGUUAUAUAAUAUCAGAUUGUAUGUAGG